This is a messenger RNA of Cuscuta epithymum, 3000 nucleotides long. NCBI's taxonomy places the organism in Eukaryota, Viridiplantae, Streptophyta, Magnoliopsida, Solanales, Convolvulaceae. The record is from the annotation of a GenBank genome assembly.
GUGAUUUCAAUCAAGAUGGGGAACCAAUUUGGUUAGAAGAGGAUGAUGGUACAUUCACAUUUGUCAUUUGGUAAAAAAUGAGCUUGCGCGUACAUUCUCAUUCUCUCAUUCUUGGCAUUCUAAUUAAACCCUGUCAAUUAAGUUACAUCAAUGGAAGAUUUUACAUGACAUUCUACCAAUUACUAACAAUCUUAAUAGGUUUCAAAUUCUUCUAAAUCCCUCUAGAUGCCUACUAUGUAAAGCCCAUGAAGAUUCAAUGGAUCAUGUAUUGUUUAGAUGUCCUAAAGUCAUACCUAUUUGGAAGUAUUACAUGAGUAUCUUUAGCAUCUCACUUCUUGAUGAUAUGACUACAAUCAGACAUGUUUGUAAAAAGUAUGACUAAAUUGAAGUCGAUUUCUAAAAAGUAAAUACUUUUACGUAUGAAAAAAUGUUACUAACAAAGCAAUAUAUGUGAAAAAACAUGAUAUUACUGCCAGCUUUUAAAUUCGCUAUCAUAUUUUCAUGCUAACUGAUGUCACUAUAGUUGUGAGACACGUCAGCGUGAUCGUUAGAGAUUGGAUAUAAAGUAGAAUGAAAAAAAGGAUUAACUAAACCAAAAGAAAAUCACAUUUUUAAUCCAUGAAAUAAACACUAUAUUGAAAUGUCAGACCCGUAUUUCUGAAAUUGUUAAUGACACCCAUUAAUUGUAAAAAUUGCUGUAAAUGUGGUCAUUUGAGAGGUGAAAUAUACACUGUGAGGGAGAAGUACAUCUUUCCAUAAACCAAAGAUAAUCAUAUUUCUUCAAAAAAUGAAAAGUAAUGGCGCCUUUUUGUAUUUGAAAAGGCAAUAGUAAUAUUUGUGCCUUUUUUCUUUGGUGUGGAAGCAAGAACAUGCCUGAAUUGUGGGGACUGAAUUAAAUGGGAAAUUCAGCUAGGUGGUGUAGAGGCGCGUUGUGGUUGAUGAAAUUUAUUGUUAUAGUAAUAAUUAUGAAUGAUGAUAGGAAAGAUCAGACAUAGUGUGGUGUGUGGGUCAAUGAUCGAUCUUGACUGGGUAGCGAUGGACAGAGUCUGCCCAGGGGUUAGAUGGGUGGGGGUGAGAGGGAAGGGUGCGGAGGGCUCUCCAAACCGCGCUGUUGCACUUGAAGCCGGAGCCGAAGGCGAUCUGCCAGACGCGGUCUCCUCUGGACACGCGGCCCUUGGCCUCGGUGUAGGCCAGCUCGUACCACAGGGAGCUGCUGGAGGUGUUGCCGAAGCGGUGCAGGGUCAUGCGGGACGGCUCCAUGUGCCAGUCGGUGAGGUCCAGGUUGUUCUGCAGCGCGUCCAGCACCGCCCGCCCCCCCGCGUGGAUGCAGAAGUGGUCGAACGCCCGCUUGAAGUCGGGGAUGUAGGGCUUCACCUGCGCCCUCCCCAUCAUGACCCGCCUCCUCACCAGCGUGGCCAGGAACUUGAGCUGCUCCGCGAGCGGGAGCACGAGGGGCCCCAGGGUGGUGAUGUUGGUCUUCAGCGCGUCCCCCGCCACCGCCAUCAGCUCCCUCGCCAGCGACACCCCCACCGCCCCCUCCUCGUCCUCCCUCUGGUACACGCACCUGUAGCUGCUGUCGUCCGCCCCCUUGUGGGUGCGCACCGUGUGCACCAGCUCGUACUUGGACCGCCCCCUGUCCCGCCGCCUGUUCGACAGCAGCAUCGCCGCGCCGCCCAUCCGGAAGAUGCAGUUGCACAGCAGCAUGGAGCGGUCGUUGCCGAAGUACCAGUUCAGGGUGAUGUUCUCCGUGCUCACCACCACCGCGUACGUGUCCGGGUUCGCCUUCAGCAGAUGCUUCGCCAGGUCCACCGAUAUGAGCCCCGCCGAGCACCCCAUUCCGCCCAGGUUGUAGCUGCUCACGCCCUCCCGCAGCUUGUAGUGGUUCACUAUCAUCGACGCCAGCGACGGCGUCGGGUUGAACAGGCUGCAGUUCACUAUCAGGAUCCCGAUCUCCUCCGCCUUCACUCCCGUCGCCUCGAACAGCGAGUCCAGCGCCCCGAACAUCACCGCCUCCGCCUCCGCCCGCGCCUCCUUCAUCGACAGGUUCGGCGGCGUGGCCGUGAUGCCCGCCGGCACGUACGUCUCGUCGCCCAGCCCCGACCGCCGGGAUAUCCUCUUCUGGAACGUCACGAUGUCUUCCGAAAACGACCCGUUCUGCUCUGUCAUCUUCAGGAACCCCUCCACCGACAUCUUUCUCUGCUCCCCCGCCGGUUUGUAGCACGCGAAGUCCACCAGGUACACCGGCCUGGGCCGCUUCGCCCAGUACAGGCUCAUUCCCACCACCAGCACCGACAGCCCCGUCACCCCCGUCGUCGUGUCUACCAGCACACUGGGGUUCCGUCCCGCGUACUGCACCACCUCCCAGAACCGAUUCAGCCUCAGCCCCGCCGCGGCCAGCCGCACCAGCAUCACCCCAAAGAAUACCGCCACCGCCACUCCCGCAGCCUGCACCGCCGGGGGGUGCUUGCAAGAAUACCCGUACCCCAGCUUCACAUAUUUCAGCUUCACGGACUGGAGGAAGUCCGGUAGGCGGCGGCGUAUAUUGAUGACGAUGGAGGAAGAGUCGUCGUCUUUGAAAUCCAUCUGGGCUGUCAGCCUCUCCUCCUCCAUGUCUAUGCACUCUGUAGCCAUAAAUGAAAUCUAAUCUUAUCAGAAAAUAUACUAUCGUAUGAUGGAUCGGAACGAGUCAAUCCUAUCGAUGGAUCUCCCAGAAAAUGGCCGGUAAGAAGAAUCAGAUGACUAAUGGCCGGGUAGUUAGAAGACCUACCAUUAUAUUGAAUUGAAUUGAAUGAAUAUAGACGCACACAUGUCGAUCUCCUAUAUAUAUAUAUAUGCAUAAAUAUAGUUAUAUACAGAUACAUAUGUGUGUGGACACAUCUGUGUAUAUUUAUAGAAUACAGUUGAACUACAAAACCAGCAAUAUGAUUAGUUAGGAUCAAUCAAAGCCUACUGCCUACGUACUUGACGCUCUCAGCUGCUUAAUUAAUAAUCCAACAUUGG